AUGGGUCACACCGAGUACUACGAAUUCCUGGGCGUUGGUGCGGGCGCCGGCGAUGAAGAGAUAAAGAAAGCGUACCGGCGUCUCGCCCUGCAGCACCACCCGGACAAGAACGGUGAUCCGGAGAAGUUCAAGAAGUUGACCGAUGUGUACGACGUGCUCAAAGAUCCCGCUAAGCGGCGGGUGUACGACCAGCACGGUCCAGACGCCGCCAGACAGGGUCAGGGUCGUGGCCAACAACAACCUUUUCCUCCCGGAUUCUCGGUAGAGGAGGUGUUUGGUUCCAUGUUUGGGGGAUUCCAGGGAUUCCAGGGAUUCCAAGGAGGGUUCAAAGGAUUUCACCAGACUGGUCCGGCCACCGCGGCGGAUGCCGGCAAGAGGAAAGCGAAGCCUGUCAAACACACCGUAUUCCUAUCGAUGGAAGAGUUGUACAGGGGAAAGACACUCCGUGUCGCCGUGCAGAGAGCGAUUAUGUGUCCGAAGUGUGUUGGCGAAGGGGGAAAGGAAAUCAGCGAGAGACCGUGUGUUGCUUGCGCCGGCAAAGGCUUUUCAGUGACCUCGCAUGGCAGCGUGUUCCGCAGCUCGAUCAGGUGCCAGGCAUGUGACGCGACGGGAAAGCUCAGAAAGAUCGGUGAUCCGUGCAGCGCAUGCAAAUCUACGGGGAUGAGCACCGAGAGGGUCAUGCUGGAGCCCGUGGUAAACCCCGGAGAUCGGCCGAACAUGUCUUACGUUUUCCGCGGAAAGGGGGAUUACAGCAGCGUCAAGGGCUCUUUGCCGGGGGACGUAGUGAUAACCACUGCUCAAAGGCCAUCCAGCGCUUUCACGAGAAAGGGCCAUGACCUGCACACGGUCAUGCACAUAUCCCUCAAAGAGUCUCUGACGGGCUUCACCAAAAGCGUGAAACAUCUCGACGACAGGAUGAUCGAGAUUUCCGUGCCGAACGGCAAAGUGACCCCCCCGGAGACAGUCGUGUGUGUAAAGAACGAAGGCAUCCCCGCCAAAAAGGGGGCGCUGUUCGUUACGAUCAAAGUCAAAUUCCCUUCGCACUUUUCGUCAAGCUCGACCGAGAUGCUCGACAUUCUCCCCGAAUUUUAA
Messenger RNA from Ectocarpus siliculosus, 1092 nucleotides. The record is from the annotation of a GenBank genome assembly. NCBI's taxonomy places the organism in Eukaryota, Phaeophyceae, Ectocarpales, Ectocarpaceae.